This is a messenger RNA of Girardinichthys multiradiatus, 1775 nucleotides long. Its product is annotated as tumor necrosis factor receptor superfamily member 6B-like. Lineage: Eukaryota; Metazoa; Chordata; Actinopteri; Cyprinodontiformes; Goodeidae. Gene Ontology annotation, molecular function: protein binding. The record is from RefSeq and is a predicted model, not a curated record. The transcript is spliced from 4 exons. The coding region runs from base 264 to 1196 and encodes 310 amino acids.
ACUCAGGAACACAGUCAGGUUAUCACGCUGGCAGAGACAACCGGAUGACGCCUCCCUCCAGGGUCUACUCAAUGAGAAACACCUGCUGCCAGUUCCAACUUCCAGGCAGAGAGGAACGCAGAAAAAAACCUGCACUUAUCCACAAAAGGAUGACAGAAAUGGGAUUUCCCCUGUUCAGGAAGAUCGACGCGACCAAAUAAAUAGAGCUGCGAAGCAAAGAGAACAUCAUCUUCCUCACUGACUUGUCCUACAUUAUCUUCAUUAUGGACCUUCUACCGCUCUUAACAGAACUGUUCAUCCUCCUCUCUGUGCGAGCCUCGCCGGCGAACAGCGUCGCCGCCCCGCUCACCUACGCAGACACGGACCCGAUCACCGGCAGGCCGGUGCAGUGUGACAGCUGUCCCCCGGGGACCUAUCUGAGCGCUGGCUGCUCCUCCAUUAGGAAGAGCGACUGUGCUGUGUGUCCAGACGGCUCCUUCACGGAGCUCUGGAACUACAUCGGGAGGUGUUUGCGCUGCGGAGUCUGCGGACGGAACCAGGUGGUGAAGAAGAAAUGCACCGCCGACAGCGACUGCCAGUGCGAGUGUAAACAAGGUUACUUCUACCAUCAGGACUACGACAUGUGCAUGAGACACAGCGAGUGCCCGUCUGGCUGCGGAGUGCUUACCAAAGGUACACUCGAGAAAGACACCGUGUGCAGUAUCUGCCCGAAUGGCACCUUCUCUGACAUUUACUCCACUGAUCAUAAAUGCUCACAGCACAAGAGCUGCAGCGAUGCAGGGCUGCAGUUGGUGCUUAAGGGCUCAACCUGGCAUGACAACGUGUGUGCAAACUGCAUAGAGCUCAAAGAUGGAGCCACAUAUCUCAAAGAAAUCAUCCCGGCCUUUUUCAUUCAUCAUAAAAUAAAACUCAAACGGCUGCGUCGAAUAGUGCUCAAGCUUCCAUCUCAAGAUGUCAGAGAGCAGGAAGGAACUUUUGAGCUCAGCUUCUCACAACUUCACUCACGCAUCAGCAGCUUGGUUUCAUCUGCCACUCCGAUGCAGAUUCGGCAGCUUCCAGUGGUUCUGAUUAAAAUGAGGGCCUCCCAUGCAGGGGAAAAACUGCGAAACAAGCUGAACAGAAUUGACAAAAAUCUAUCAAAGCAGUGUAAUUUAGGGAGUGUUAGCAAGGUAGACUUAAAUUCAGCUUUGGCUUAAGGGGUAAAAAAUAUCUUUGUCUUGUACUAGACAGGUAAAAUAUUUCACUGGCUAAUUUAUAAUAAGACUAAUAGAAAUAUUGUUUUUGUUAUUUUAUCAUGCUGCCUUACUUCUGUAAAGAAUUUAAUUUUUAAAGCAAGCAAAGUAUUGGAUGUUUCAUGGUUAUUCCUAUAAAGGUCCGGGGACUUUAAUGAGUUAUGUUUUAAUGUAAUUUCUAGAGUUAAAAGUUUGCACCAAGGUUAUCGGAGAGGUCAUGUAAGUAAGCUGGACACUAACCUAUAAUCAUUGAAAAGUGUCAGCUUGCAUUUAUCUACCUCCCGUGCUUGAGAGAUUUUGCACCUGUCACUUUUUCUUACUGCAAAAGUAUUACCGUGUUAUAGCUCACUGUGUCAAGAGAUAUAUUUAUUUAUUUGAAGAAAGUUUAGUCCAAACAAGAUAGCAUGAAGAGCUUUAUAGUUUUUAGUAUACAGCUGUGCUUUGAAAAUGUAAUCAUGCACAUUAAACACAGAGCAUGUUUAAUCAGUAGUAACCAUGUUUUCACUAUACAUGGUUAUGAAAAAAUAAAAUUCCUCAAAACUA